This is a messenger RNA of Rotaria sp. Silwood1, 273 nucleotides long. Lineage: Eukaryota; Metazoa; Rotifera; Eurotatoria; Philodinida; Philodinidae. The record is from the annotation of a GenBank genome assembly.
AUGCAAAAUCAACAGCAGAAUGAACAACACAGAAAUGAUUUAAUCAUUGCUGCUGAAAAUCGUCUGAAAGAUAUUGAGAUUGCAGAUCGUAAUCGAGCAAACGAUGAAUGGCUUGCGGAUGAUCAAAAAAAAGAAAAUAUUCUUGUUGACUAUCAAAAUUUUCUUGCUAAUCUACUCGAAAAAUAUGGCAUGGCAUUGAAUGAAACGUUGACAGCACGUUUUGUCGCUCGCUUCAAAACAUUAACAGCACUUGGUCAACUUAAUUCUGCAUGA